Messenger RNA from Cucurbita pepo subsp. pepo (vegetable marrow), 2766 nucleotides. Its product is annotated as phosphatidylinositol 4-kinase gamma 7. The record is from RefSeq and is a predicted model, not a curated record. NCBI's taxonomy places the organism in Eukaryota, Viridiplantae, Streptophyta, Magnoliopsida, Cucurbitales, Cucurbitaceae.
UUGUUCUCUGGCCUUCGAAUCACGAAGCACAAAUACGAACAGAGAGAAAAGUUCUGGUUCUAAGCUUCCAACCAGAGUUUGUGAAUUAACCCUAGCUUUCCGCUUUAGGUUAAAGAGACAAUCGUGAAGAAGGCGACUCCAUUGAUGGAGAUACAGCAAGGAAUGAGCUUCAACAACUGAAACGGAGAACGGAGAACGUUGAAGGAACUGUUCUUUGCCUCAUUUCGAGGAUCUUUAUUUUGAUUCUUGUUAUUAUACCUCUGCAGAUUCUCACAGUUGAAUGACGCAUUCAUUGAUAUGAGCUACGUUGUUUGAUUUUCGCGCUUCUCCUCUCAGAUCUCUAGUUCGAGUAUCUUGGGCUCUUCAUAUCCUGCUGAAUGGUUAUGUAUUUGAAUUCCCUUGGUUUCUUGUGGGCAUUCCUUUAUUGAGAAUCUUGAGUGGGAUUUCGUUACUGUGUGGCUGAUUAAUGAUUUUUAGGGUACAAGAAUUUGUUGUAGCUCAUUCAGCAUUGGCUAUAGAUUUGGGCACUUUUCUGGGAGAGAAGGAACUCUCUUCCCUUGCCACCUCUCUUGCCUGCUGCCAACACAUUUGUAUUUAAUGCAUCGUAAAUUGGACAGUCCAGUCCAGACGCAAAUGGCGGUGGCGGCAGCCUUUACGAGUCCUCUCAGUGGUGGAGAAUAUGGCGGCAGCAAGAGGAUGGAAGGCAGGCAGGCUACAGGGAGGAGAAGGGUCUUUGUGCAAACCGACACUGGUUGUGUCCUGGGGAUGGAAUUGGAUUGGAGUGAUAAUGCUCAUACUGUGAAGAGGAGGUUGCAGCUUGCGCUCAAUGUACCCACUGAUGAGAGCUCCUUGACAUUUGGUGAUACGGUGCUCAAGAACGACCUCAGUGGCGUACGAAAUGAUUCCCCACUUCUUCUUACGCGAAACAUUUUGCAUAGAAGCUCGUCAACUCCAUGUCUCUCGCCUACUGGAAGGGAUAUCCAGCAAAGAGAUCAGAGUGGCCCUAUUGAGAUAUUGGGGCAUUCUGAUUGCUUUGUUAGGAUAAAACAACUGGUUUGUGAGAUUAUAAAAGCUACUAAAAUCGGUGUAGAUCCUAUUCCUGUUCAUAGUGGACUUGGUGGUGCAUACUAUUUCAGAAAUAACAGAGGUGAGAGCGUUGCGAUUGUGAAGCCUACAGAUGAAGAACCUUUUGCACCAAACAAUCCAAAAGGGUAUGUUGGUAAAGCUCUAGGUGAACCUGGGUUAAAACGAUCAGUGCGUGUUGGAGAGACUGGAUUUCGCGAGGUUGCAGCUUAUCUUCUCGACUAUAAUCACUUUGCUAAUGUGCCUGCCACUGCCCUGGUGAAGAUUACCCACUCGAUCUUCAAUGUCAAUGAUGGAGUAAAUGGUAACAAGCCAAGCAGGAAGAAAUUGGUUAGCAAGAUUGCAUCGUUCCAAGAAUUCAUACCACAUGACUUUGAUGCCAGUGAUUACGGGACUUCCAGCUUCCCAGUUGUGGGUGUUCAUCGUAUAGGCAUUCUAGACAUUAGAGUUUUUAACACAGAUAGGCAUGGCGGAAAUCUUUUAGUUAGGAAACUUGAUGGUGUUGGGAGGUUUGGUCAAGUGGAACUUAUUCCAAUUGAUCAUGGACUCUGCCUGCCUGAAACAUUAGAGGAUCCAUAUUUCGAGUGGAUUCAUUGGCCACAGGCUUCAAUUCCAUUCUCAGAAGAUGAGCUCAAGUAUAUCAAAGAUCUCAAUCCAUUUAAAGAUAGUGAAAUGCUCAGGAUGGAGCUUCCCAUGAUCCGUGAGGGUUGUCUCAGAGUUCUGAUUCUCUGCACUAUCUUCCUCAAGGAAGCUGCUGCAUUUGGUCUCUGUCUUGCUGAAAUUGGCGAGAUGAUGACUAGAGAGUUUCACAGCGGAGAGGAGGAUCCCAGUGAACUGGAACUCAUAUGCAUCAAGGCUAGGCAGCUGAUCGAUGAAAGAGAGGUCUUAUCUCCCCAGGCUGAUGAUUUAAGCGAUGAGGGAUUUCAGUUUGAUAUAGACUGCGAUGAAAUGGAGUCAGCCUUUACCCAAGAGGUAGAAUCCGAUGAUUUUUUCCCAACAACACCAUUUCGUUUCGGGAUCGAGGAAGAAAACGGCGAGGAAGACGAGCGAGGGGGCUACCUCGAUUUGUUUACUUCCAAAAGGAUUCCAACUAUUUCAAAGCUUUCAAUGUCACUGAAGAAUACCAAUCUAGGUGAGAAGAAUAAGAAACACGCGAAGUACUUUGGAACAAGACCUGAGAACGGAUACAUAAUGACCAAUGCAUCAUCCUCCGGGCGCCGGAGUGCAAAUGAACAGCUUCCAGCCAGUGUAACCUUUGUGAAGCUAGCAGACAUGAAUGAGGAAGUUUGGUCAUUGUUUUUAGAGAAGUUUCAAGAGCUACUUCCCCCGGCAUUUGUUAAGCGAAAAUCCACCACUCUUGGUCAAUGGCAGAGGCAAAGGCUUGGCACUUCUUGCCAAUUUUGAUAUUGAGCAACCAACUUGUUGUCAUGACAGAGUUCAAUGGCUUUGAUGGAGCAAGGAUCUUCUGAUUUCUCUCCCAGAGAUUGCAUUUAAAAAAGGGUCAGUACUUAGAUUCUAUUGUAAAUAUUGUAGCAUCAACUAGUAGAUCUGGUUUUAGUAUUCUCUUUUCUUAUCUUUCUUGAAAAUUACAUUGUUCUUCUAGCUGCUACCACCUUGUUAUAUAUGUUCUUGGUCUAGCUUUAGAUUGAUUGAAAAUAUGUGAAAUUUUCAAUCUCUUUCUCA